This is a messenger RNA of Dioscorea cayenensis subsp. rotundata (Guinea yam), 640 nucleotides long. RefSeq lists its product as uncharacterized. Bases 207 to 518 code for a protein of 103 amino acids. The transcript has a single exon. The record is from RefSeq and is a predicted model, not a curated record. Lineage: Eukaryota; Viridiplantae; Streptophyta; Magnoliopsida; Dioscoreales; Dioscoreaceae.
CAGAAAAUAAAUAAAUUUUCCAGAUCUACACAAAAUUAUUAAUUUUUAAAAAAUAUAUAAAAAGGGUAUCCUCAAACUAACCAUCCCAAAUUUACUCAACAAAAUCACUUACAAAGGCGUGGUCAUUAUUCUCCAAAAGUCAAGGGGCAAAGCGAAAAAAAAAACCCUGGGCGUUGUAGGUAAACGCAAUAAGCAUCGAGCCUGAGAUGAGUGAAAGUGAAAGCGCAAAGGCCACGAUGCCGGCCGAGUGCGCCGCGCUGUACCGCGCGCUGUGCGAGUGCCAUCGACGCCUGCGCGAGCCGUGGCAAAGAGAGAUCUCAUGCCGGCAUCUGAACCGUUCGCUGGCCCAGUGCGUGGUGUCGAUCGCGUGCCCGGACGAGUCGGAGGCCGUGCGCACCAUGUGCUCGAGCGCUGGCACGUCCAUGAAACGCGCGCAGUGCCAGCGCGCUAAGCUCGCGCUCUCCGUCUGCAUCUCCUCGCACCAAGCACCUGAGCAAUCAGAAGCCUCACAACUCUAAACCUGUACUCAUUACAUUAUCAUAUCUAAUGUUCCUUGCUACAUUAUUAUCAUGAUAUAACUAAUGUUCCUGAAAUUUUCACUCUGUUUUCCAAUAAACAAACCACAGUUGCCUUGAUGCCA